Corylus avellana is the source of this 938-nucleotide messenger RNA. The record is from RefSeq and is a predicted model, not a curated record. NCBI's taxonomy places the organism in Eukaryota, Viridiplantae, Streptophyta, Magnoliopsida, Fagales, Betulaceae.
ACAAAACAUCCAGAUUGAAGUUAGGGUUUUUUUUCACUCUCUCUCGUCCCUUUCUCACUCGCGGCUGUCGACACGCCGGUCGGGUUUCGUCUUGAGUAUCGGAUCGAGUCUCGAAGGAGGUGUGGUGCAGUAACGUGAUAUUUUAGUGAGUCCAAUGGAUGUUGAUCGUCCGAGAGAGCUAUCGGCGGAGGCUCUGGGAGUACUGAGAGAAGGCAUUCAUCUGGUCUUGUCUCGUUGGUGGGCGCUCCAAAUGGCCGCCCAGAACGAGUGGGGCGGCCCUCACUCGGGCCAAGUGGCUGACCAGCUCGCCUACGAUAUCGCCUCCUGGUUUACUCAGUCCAGAGAGCCGCUUUAUAUAGAUGAUUUAGAACAUAUGCUUCAACAAGCUCUUGAGUCUCUCAAUACCUUGGCUGAGGACGGCAGCGUUGAGGAGGUAGCUGAAAAAUUGAUGAUUAUGCAUGAAGAAUGUUUGGAAGGGAAUUUCAAGUCUAUUGAAAGCCUAAGGAAAGUUUCGGUUCCUCAUGUCAGACAGGUUGUGAAUGAUGAUGAUGCCGACAGCGACAAUGAUGUUAGCGGAAAUGAUGCGAACAAGAAUGAUGAUUUGUCAAAUAUGAUGCCGGAUGAUUCAUCAAAUAUGGCGCUUGAUGCGCCAGAGUUGCUGUCAAAUUCAAGUUAUAUAGAUAUGCCAGUCAAUGAACCUAGACCCAAGUUGGCAACUGAAGCAGAAGAUGGAUGGGUCCAAGUUGGACGCAGACGAAAUAGGGGUAAAAGAAAUUAGGUUGAGACUAUGUACCGCAAAUCUCUUCUUCCUUGCUACCCCCUCACCCGAAAUAGUAUGAAUGUGUUCUUAGUUGCGUUAUAAUUAUUGUAAAAAUUUUGGUUUGCGUUAUACUGGCUUCGUUUUACAAUGCUUUAUGGGAACGAGCAGCUUGAAAUUA